AUGGUGGUUGAGACAUUGGCCUCAAAGUUACCAGGGGCUAAAGCUCAACGAUUAGAGGAGGGGUCUCCUUUUAUUGUUAGCCAGGUGACGGAGCCUGCCAGAGUUCUCCUCGAUUAUCAUGAACAUGAACGAUACUUUUUUAUUAAAGGUGUCGAUACUUCAGGAUGUAGAGCAUGGAAGCUAUUGGUUUAUCAGGUUCUUGUUUCCUGCACAACCGCUAUGGUCACAAGACUUGUUGCUGAUCUCCUUGGGGAGUUGAACUUGAAUGUGAGAGAAAUCCAUUCAAGAAAGCCUAAGAGUUAUAGAACCAGAGUUUAUGAUGAAUUCCGGAAGUCAAAGGGUCUCAUCUUGGUUACUUCGGAUGUAUCUGCACGUGGAGUUGAUUAUCCAGAUGUUACUCUUGUUGUACAGGUUGGUCUACCGGCUGAUAGAGAACAAUAUAUACAUCGACUAGGUAGAACGGGGCGAAGAGGAAAAGAAGGGCAGGGCAUACGGCUACUAGCUCCUUGGGAAGAGUUCUUUUUAGCUACUGCAAAAGAUUUACCUAUUGGGAAAGCUCCGGUCCCUUCAGUUGAUCCUGACACUAAGAAAAAGGUGGAAAGGGCUCUAUCCAAUGUGGAGAUGAAAAAUAAAGAAGCAGCAUAUCAGGCAUGGCUUGGUUACUACAACUCUAACAAGAAAGUGGCGAAAGAUAAGUAUAGGUUAGUGGAGCUUGCAAAUGAGUUCAGUCGAUGCAUGGGGCUUGAUAGCCCUCCAGCUAUUCCUAAGCUUGUCCUUGGCAAGAUGGGUCUUAAAAAUAUCCCUGGUUUACGUUCCAAAUAGGUUUCCAUUCAAUUUCUGAUAACAGUCUUGUGAAAGAGAGAAAUGUUCUUGAAUUGAAAUGCCCCCACUUAUAGUUUGAUUUUAAGACUUGAAACUUCUAAAUUUCAACUAUCAUAGUAAUUUUUUCUGUAUAUUUUGUACUUCUAGAUGAAUUAUCAUUUAACAAGUACUGCAGAAACUUCAGUGCCA
This is a messenger RNA of Lathyrus oleraceus (garden pea), 1011 nucleotides long. RefSeq names its product DEAD-box ATP-dependent RNA helicase 31. The record is from RefSeq and is a predicted model, not a curated record. Lineage: Eukaryota; Viridiplantae; Streptophyta; Magnoliopsida; Fabales; Fabaceae. The coding region runs from base 1 to 822 and encodes 273 amino acids. The transcript has 5 exons.